This is a messenger RNA of Cornus florida, 1199 nucleotides long. RefSeq names its product inositol oxygenase 4-like. Gene Ontology annotation, cellular component: cytoplasm. Gene Ontology annotation, biological process: inositol catabolic process. NCBI's taxonomy places the organism in Eukaryota, Viridiplantae, Streptophyta, Magnoliopsida, Cornales, Cornaceae. The transcript has 11 exons. Gene Ontology annotation, molecular function: iron ion binding; inositol oxygenase activity. Bases 81 to 1025 code for a protein of 314 amino acids. The record is from RefSeq and is a predicted model, not a curated record.
AAUACCCUUCACACACACUGCCUCUGUCGCACCCAUUUCUCUGGUAUAGCUUUUUGCUUCUCUUUCCAUUUUCUUCAACAAUGACUAUACUCAUCGAGCAACCUGAGUUUGGUUCACAAAUAGAGGACAAGAAGGUAGCUUCUGAUACAUUGGAAUUGGAUGGAGGAUUUGUGAUGCCAAAAACCAUACCAAACGACGAUGGCUUUGAAAUGCCGAAAACCAAUUCAUUUGGCAACUCAUUUAGGGACUACGACGUUGAAUCUGAAAGGCAAAAAACCGUCGAAGAGUUCUAUCGGUUGCAACACAUUAACCAAACAUAUGACUUUGUGAAGAGGAUGAGGGAAGAGUACGGAAAAUUGGAUAAAGUAGAGAUGAGCAUAUGGGAAUGUUGUGAACUCCUCAAUGAUGUUGUGGAUGAAAGUGAUCCGGACUUGGAUGUACCUCAGAUUGAGCACUUGUUGCAGACAGCUGAAGCUAUCAGAAAAGACUAUCCUAAUGAAGAUUGGUUGCACCUAACUGGCCUCAUUCAUGAUCUUGGAAAGGUUCUUCUUCAUCCUAGUUUUGGAGGCCUUCCUCAAUGGGCUGUUGUUGGUGACACAUUCCCUCUUGGUUGCGCUUUCGAUGAAUCAAUUGUUCACCACAAGUAUUUCAAGGACAAUCCAGAUUCAAUUAACCCGGCUUACAUCACUGAGAAUGGAAUUUACUCUCAAGGAUGUGGUCUCAACAAUGUAAUGAUAUCAUGGGGGCAUGAUGACUACAUGUACUUGGUGGCUAAAGAAAAUGGAACAACUCUACCUUCUUCAGGAUUGUUCAUCAUUCGUUACCACUCUUUUUAUGCUUUACAUAGAUCAGAAGCAUAUAAACACCUGAUGAAUGAGGAGGACGUUGAGAAUUUGAAGUGGCUUAAAAUAUUUAACAAAUAUGAUCUUUACAGUAAGAGCAAAGUUCGGGUUGAUGUCGAAAAGGUCAAGCCAUACUAUAUUUCUCUCAUUGAAAAGUAUUUCCCGGCAAAUCUCAGGUGGUAAUUAACAUCACACAUUGAAGGAAAUUUGGGUCAAGAAAAGGCACUCUUGUGAUGCUUGGCUUAGAUACACUGUUUUCAUGUAAUAAAACCACGCAACAGAAAUUGAAAGGGUUCUGCCAAUUUUUAAUUAUUUGUUGUGGAAAUUUGUUAUCUGUUAAUGAUUUAAUUAGAGUAA